UUUCAAUCUCAAUCUCACUCUCCACUCCACUCAUCUAUUGAAUUAAAGCAAGCAACAUGAAACUCACCGACCCCAUCAACAUCUCCCGCGAUGCCCAACGAGUCUUCGAAGUGAUCCAAAACAAAGGCAUCGCCCUGAUCCCGGGGAGCAUCGGCUACGGCCUGGUCGCCAGCGACCCCACGGCCCUCGACCGCCUCUUCACCACGAAACGCCGCAAACCCCACAAAAAACACGCCAUGAUCGGCAGCUACGCCUUACAUCAAGAAAUCCACGUCCUGCCUCCGCGCGAGGAAUCCAUCGUGCGCACCCUCACUGUCGAUCUGGAUUUACCCGUCGGCGUGGCGGCCCCGUUUCGGCCCGAGCAUCCGGUUAUUCAGAGACUCGGCCCGGAACUGCUGGAUCGGUGUACCCAUGAUGGGACGUUGUCGAUGUUGGUGAAUGGGGGGCCGUUUCAGGAGGAGUUGAUUCGGUUGUGUCAUGAGGCUGGGGUUCCGUUGUUGGGGUCAUCGGCGAAUAUUUCGGGGUCCGGGAUGAAGGUUCGGGUGGAGGAUAUUGAGAGUGAGAUUCUUGAGGCGGCGGAUAUUGUCAUCGAUUAUGGGAAACGCACGUUUAGUGUGCCCCGCGCGUCGUCGACAAUUAUUAAUUUCAGGGAUCUGAAGUUGGUGAGAUAUGGCGCGUGUUAUGAUGUCAUUCAGGAUGUCUUGAAGAAGUUUUUUGGCGUCGAGUUUCCCGAGGAUCCGGGGAAAGAGGAGUUGUUUUCGGGGCAUGUGGAUCGGGAGCAGGCGACUGUUUAUUAAUCCUCCUACCUCUUUUUGUUGGAAGAUUUAGUAGUCAU
This is a messenger RNA of Aspergillus ibericus CBS 121593, 835 nucleotides long. RefSeq lists its product as uncharacterized. NCBI's taxonomy places the organism in Eukaryota, Fungi, Ascomycota, Eurotiomycetes, Eurotiales, Aspergillaceae. Gene Ontology annotation, cellular component: cytoplasm. The record is from RefSeq and is a predicted model, not a curated record. Gene Ontology annotation, biological process: regulation of translational fidelity. Bases 57 to 797 code for a protein of 246 amino acids. The transcript has a single exon. Gene Ontology annotation, molecular function: double-stranded RNA binding; tRNA binding; nucleotidyltransferase activity.